UGAAUAGUCGACUAUUCGUAAUGAGACAUAAUGAUGAAAUGAAAAGAACGAAAGUGAGAAAAUUCAUCCUUCUGUCGCUUCGUAUACUUCACAUUAAACGUAUUCGUUCUAUUCGACUUCAUUACGGUCCAUCUCUAAUCGGAUCCGAUGCGUCUCCGACGAAUCCGGAUCUAGUAGGUUUCUACGGUGGAUUUCGCUGAAUUCUAUUUGAUCCAUCCCGACGGAAGCGUUGAUCUGGGGAUGUGUCCGUGUCGUAUUGAAAAGAAGGAUAUUAUUGUUCUAUGAGGGCUGAUGUACUCAUGUGCUCUCUUGCAGUCUAGUUUUGAAUCGCUUUUAAUUUUGAUUUUAGAUGCCUCACGAGUCGACUGUUGAUCCAGAAGAGCCCAUGCAUGAAGUAAAUGCUCCAUGGGGUGGCACGCAAGAGUCUAUUAAAGAUCGACGUUCAACCAGUAUAGUUGCCAGUGAUCUAUUAAAAAAUACAAUUCAUACACAUCCCGAUCUUCCGACACAUAUUACACAUGAUCAUGAUGUUGACAGUGCAGCUGGUAGCGAUGACGAUUUGGAUAAUGUUGCGUCGGAUGGCAGUCGGGAUUGUAUUCCACCAAUUGGCUAA
Messenger RNA from Didymodactylos carnosus, 613 nucleotides. NCBI's taxonomy places the organism in Eukaryota, Metazoa, Rotifera, Eurotatoria, Philodinida, Philodinidae. The record is from the annotation of a GenBank genome assembly.